ACACUCGCGUCGCGCACCUCGGCCCGACGACAUCGUCUGGUCGCGGAGGGACACACGCGUCGCCGUAGGUACCCUGUGUGAUCACGUCAAACACCCCCGUCAAGUCCAUCAUUAUCUUCGUUCGCUAUUUCAUCCCCUCGAAAGCGAUACGGAACGAACGCAGCAUCCUUCUUCGACCACGCGAGAUCUUCGAUCGAGAAAUUCUCGUCCCUUCGGUGAAAUUCUCGUCUCGCAUCGAACGACUAUCUGGAUUCUCUUUAUCUUUGUUCUACGAUCCUUUUCCUUAUUUGCAUUCGCAUUGCACUCGCGACACGUGGUUCGCGACGAUCGUUAUGUGCAUACUGUGGCGGGUAGAAGGGUGAAGUGUUCUCUCGGCGAGAUACGUAAGUGAGACCACGAGACGAAAGAAGAACGAAGGAGUUCGUAAUCCGCCUCGCGAUAGGCGCCCGAUCGGUUUCUCGAUGCGCCCUUCGUCAGGCGGUGAAAGUCGCACGUGGUGGCAACUCGGCGAUCUCUGACGAGAGCCCCGCGUAGUGGCCGUAAGAAGCUGCGUAACAUUAACCGAUCAGUGAAAAGGGAAGGAUCCAACGUCGACGAGUAUCCUCGUCGAGAUCGACGAUGACGAGAACUAUGAAGAAAUCCUACUUCGUCUUCAUAUGUCUGCUGGGCCUCGUCGUAAGUGACAACAGCACGAUCGGCGACCCCUCCAUCACGGAGGACGCAUCGGAAAUUAACAAUGCCGGCAACAACGUCGCGGCCAACGCAGUGGAUCAGAAUGCUGGCUGGGGGGAAUGGUCACCAUGGUCGAAAUGGUCGCCGUGUACGAGAUCGUGUGGCGGCGGAAUCUCGCGACAGCAGCGUCGAUGCAGACGCAAACUGUGCAAAGGUCGAGCUUGGACCACCAAAUAUAAAAUCUGCAAUCCUGAGCCCUGCGGGAAAUCGAGCGAUUUUCGCGCGGCACAAUGCGCCUCUUUCGACAAUGCGCCGUACAGCGGGCAACUGCUCAAAUGGUACCCGCAUCACGAUCCGGCCAGGCCUUGUGCUUUGAUCUGCCGCGGCGAGCAAGCCCUGGAGAACGGCGUCAGACGCUCGCGGCAGGAAGUGUCGUCGGCUAUUGGGAAGACGUUGCCACACGACAUUGCCACCGACAAUCUGCAGUUCGAUGGCGACGAGGCGAUAGUGGUACAGCUGGCGGACAAGGUGGAGGACGGCACAAGAUGCUACGCGGACGGCACGGAGGUGUGCAUCGGCGGCGAGUGCAUGAAGGUUGGCUGCGACCUUAGAGUUGGUAGUAACAAGAACACAGAUGCGUGUGGCGUGUGCGGAGGGAAUGGAUCAAGCUGCCAAUCGCGAUACUCCUGGAGUUUGGAAUCGAUAUCCGUCUGCUCCAAGUCUUGCGGUGGAGGUUUCAAGGUAGCGAUGGCGGUGUGCAAAACGUUCGACGAAAGUGUCGUAGAAGACAGCUACUGCGAUGGGAACAGUCGGCCGGAGAAGACGGUAAUGUCGUGCAACACGCACCCCUGCACAACGAAAUGGAUGAGCGGAGAAUGGAGUGCGUGCAGCGCGAGCUGCGGCGGCGGAUCGCGCACGAGAUCCGUCUUUUGCAUCGAGGAGAAUGGAAACGAAACCACAAAGUUGCCCGACCACAAGUGCGGCGGCACGCACAAACCGCGCACUCAGGAGACCUGCAACACCGUGUCCUGCCCGAUGUGGGAGACCGAUAAAUGGAGCGAGUGCUCCGCGAGCUGCGGCACCGGAAUACGGACGAGGACGAUCGAAUGCAGAGACGGCGUUGGUGCCAUCUCUGGGGACUGCGACCCUGCGGAACGUCCCCAUACCAAACAGGAGUGCAAGACGAACGUCGCUUGUCCCACAUAUGAAGACGGUAUGAUGCAGCCGCUGGUGCAGCCGUAUCCGCUGUCUCCGGUGUCGGAGAAGCUGAUGGACCAGCCGAUACCCUCCGAGUCGACGUUCAUCCCUGAGGAAUGGUCCCCCUGCAGCGUGACCUGCGGCGAGGGUGUCAGGCACCGGGAAGUGCAGUGCAAGAUAUUCCUCGAGUUCAGCCAGACCAUCGCCAAGCUGCCGGACAGCCAGUGCUCCGGUCCGAAGCCCGUUGAGACGGAGAAGUGCGUAAUGGAGCCGUGUAACCUCCUGGAGAACAGUCUCUACAGGAUCGAUACGGUUGGCGAUAGCGGAUACGCCGACUCGGGCCUGACCGACUCGUACAGUAGAUCAUCGUCCGGCAGUUCCGGCGGAAGCGGUUACGACAGCGGCAUCAAGGUCGCCCCGGGUAGCGACGUGCAGACUACGUACUCGUGGAAGGAAGCUGGAUACACCUCCUGCAGUGCUACUUGCUUGGGAGGUGUUCAGGAUCUUAUCAUAAAUUGCGUGCGUGAUGACACCGGAAAAACCGUGAUGCCGCUCCUGUGCUCUGCGGAGACGAAGCCGGAGUCAAGAGUGCGAGUAUGCAACGACGUUCCGUGUCCUCCCAGAUGGAAUUACAGCGAGUUCUCCACUUGCAUGAGCCCUUGUGGUAUCGGCAUACAGACCCGUGAUGUUACCUGUAUUCACGAGGUGACGCACGGCACCGGCAAGGCGGUGCCCGUUCCGAAUUACAUGUGUCCGCAACCACCACCCGCCGACAGACGAUACUGCAAUGUCUUGGAUUGCCCUGUCAAGUGGAACGUAGGGGAAUGGGGAAAGUGCUCAAAAUCGUGCGGCGGUGGUGUGAAGAAACGAUCGGUGCUCUGCGAGCAAAUAAUGGCACAGGGUCGUAAACAAAGUCGCCAAGAACAAGAUUGUCCGCCUCAAAAACCAGCCAACGAAAAGCCUUGCAAUACCAGGGCCUGUCAUGGUUCGGACCUGAGCGUGCCGCCGAUAAUCACCAUCUUAAACACGACCUACAAUCAAACGGAUAUCAACGCAAAGGUGGACUUGAAGAUUGGUGGAACCGCCAAGGUUUUUCAAGGGACGGCAUCCGUCAAAAUUCGUUGCCCCGUCAGAAAGUUCGACAAAGCACAGAUCAUGUGGACGAAAGACAACAAGGAAAUACGAAAGUCAAGAAAGUACAAGAUCAGCAGAAAGGGAGCUCUGAAGAUAAUCGAUAUAACUUCUUCGGAUUCGGGGAUCUAUGCCUGCUUGGCGGGAAAUUCGCACGCAGAGACACAUUUGAUAGUGAAAUAUCGCUCGAAGGAGCAGAUAAGUAGCGAGGAAUAUUUACGACUCGGCAAUUCCGUUCACCUGCAACGAAACGUGAAUCUCGACUCGGCCCCGGCGAAUUCGGGCGAGAGUCCAUACACCGAUCACAUAGUCUACGGAAAAAGUUUUGACAGCGAGGACCUGAGCCACGAGCGUGCGUUUCCCAACAAUAAACCGACGAGAAAGCCGCAUCAGAAGAAGCAGAAGACCAGCCCCGCUCCGUCGGAUGCCACGAUGAUGCACAAGGAGCACACGGUCACCACGCUGAAUCAGCCGGGGUACCACGAAUCCGUGGAAUUGCCCGCUCCGUCGAGCGCCUCCACUCUCGUGCCACACCUGAGCUACUUGGUGUCGAGUCUGAAGGCCUAUUGGCCGUUUCGCAGCGAGACCUCCACGAGAUACAGCAACCACGGGAGCAACCGCGUCUCCACGCCGUUUAUCAGCGAAGGGACGGCGGCGACCGGUCAGCACAGGAUAUCCAGCGGACAGCACAACUUGAUGUACCAGAGCAUAGACGAGACCUUUGACAACUUGUACCGGAACACCGCCAUUCCUGACGAGACGUUCGGUCCAGACGAGGAGCGGAUAUUCAUCGACGUCGAUCCUUACGACCUGAACGAGUCUAUAUUCGGACCGCAGCACGGCAGCGAUGCCAAAUCGAUGACCGGCGCGACGGAGAAAGUGGACGACAAACACACCGCGAGGCAGGACAUCGAUUACAUCGAGGAGUCCCUGAAAAAUGUAAAGAGGCAGUGGCAAGAAUCGAGAGAGGAACACGGAAGUCGCACGAGUACCACGUCCAAGAGUCACGUUCGCGGCACGAUCGUGACCGAGUCCGUCACGUCACCGGAGAACGGUGCGACGAACGCGUACUACCUCGAGGACUCGAGCACGCGGAGGGAAGUGCCGGCAAAGGAGGGCGGCAACUAUGAAAACGAUGGUGAUAAAUCCAUCGAUCACGACUGGAGGAACUUGAGAAACGACGAUUCGUCGACCGUCACGUCCACGACGACGUCCAAGAGUCGCGGGAACCGGUUGAGGAUAUCGCCGGAUCAGAAUCUGCGUCGCAGUAUGAGCCACGCGAACAGGAGUACGAUCGAGUACAGCGACGCGUUCCUCGAGGAGGACGAGGAGGAGCCGGACAAGCGAAGGCCCGAACCACACGUGGAAAAUCGCACGACGGACUACUCGACUAUGCGAUUUCCGGCUGGCCGCGAUCUGGAGAGUAGAGGAGCCAGGGAGGAUACGACGUCGACGGAUGACCGGCGACUGAGCGUUGUCGAGGAGGAUCCCGACGAGGACGUGAACUUAUCUCGAGAGAAGGAUCGUCUCGAAUUCGCGGGGAAAAGCCUAUCGGUUAAUCCAAAGGCAGUGUUUGAAGAAAGGCAGCGUUCGACCGAUGGAGAUGGACCCGCGAACGUUUUGACUUUUGCCUCCGUGGGAACGAGGGAAGAUAACACGACGAAGGAUCCCAUUCUAGAAUCGCUCGCCGCAUUAGCUGCGGAUGAUGCGGAGAACCUGAUGUUCGAGUGGGUCACUACCGACUGGUCAAAGUGUUCCCAAACUUGCGGAGGAAGCGGAUUCCAGAUGCGGGGUGCACAAUGUACAGUUCGAUCAGCGAAAGUGAUCAACAACUCCACGCGCGUAAUGCGAAGAACCGUCAUCGACGCGAGACUGUGCGAGGAAGCCGGUCAUGCUGUGCCCGAGAAGGUGAGAUCGUGUGGAACGGGAUUAUGCCCUCAAUGGCACGCGACGGAAUGGACCCCGUGCGAAACGUCCAGAUGCUUUAAUUGGAAGACGGCGAUGCAGAAGCGAGACGUUAGCUGUCGCUUGGUGUACGACACGAAGAAUGGUUGGGAGAACGUCACGCUGCUGGAUCCGAGCAAGUGCGACGAAGCCUCGAGGCCGCUACAGAGACAAGAGUGCUACAACGAUGCCUGCAAAGGUGUCUGGAGGGUUGGCGAAUGGAGCGAGUGCACCGCAUCCUGCGAGAAAGAUGGUAUCAAGUACAGAAUUCUGCAGUGCGUUUGGUUCGGUACAAAGAAGCCGGCGGGGAACGCCUGCAGAGAUAUAUCACGACCGCCUGUCAUGAAGAUUUGCAGAGGUCCGCCUUGUUCUGAAGAGUGCAAGGACCAUACACAACUAUGCAGCACGGUGAAGACGAUGAAGAUGUGCAAGUCACCACUGUACAAGAAACAGUGCUGCGAAACGUGCCGCUAGAUUCGAGAGAUUGAUUGCGAGUGACCCAUUGUGCGGAUUAGACAAAAUGAGCGAUAACGAAGAGUGCGCAUGAUAUAAAAAGAAAGAGAGAGAGAGAGCAUGUGUGUGUGUAUAUGUAUGUGUGUAAAUUGCGAAAUUGGUCGAACAAUUAGUUCGUGACAUAUGUAAACGCACCCGGGAUGCCUGUUGUUAGCAAAUUAUAUAACACGCGACAGCAAAGCGCGUAUCACUGUGGAAUAAUGUUGCACAGUAUUACGGUAUGUCCGAUUUAUAGAUAAAGAAAUAUCCAAAAGAGGGACUUGACCAAAAAAGAAAAAAAAAGCUACACGUCGCUGUAAUAGUAUCCUCGUCGUAUCGUUGCGAAAGACUUAUUCACCUCCUUGCCUCGAACUCUUGUAACAAAGAAGAGAGUAACACGCCAAUCUUCACGAUUUCUAAUUCUGAUUGAACCGUAAUUUUUUAAUGUACGUCACGUCGCGUAGUACGACGCGAUUCCUCGAUUGCGCGCGCUCAUCGCCCCUAAUUAUCGGAGAAGGAAAAGAAGAAUGAAGGAAUGAAGAAAAUCUGGCAUUCGUCCAAAAACUUUAAGAGUAUAUUGUUAAAUAGUUCAACGAAAA
Messenger RNA from Ooceraea biroi (clonal raider ant), 6035 nucleotides. RefSeq names its product ADAMTS-like no long nerve cord (gene nolo). The record is from RefSeq and is a predicted model, not a curated record. NCBI's taxonomy places the organism in Eukaryota, Metazoa, Arthropoda, Insecta, Hymenoptera, Formicidae.